This is a messenger RNA of Zophobas morio, 1317 nucleotides long. Its product is annotated as sterol O-acyltransferase 1-like. Lineage: Eukaryota; Metazoa; Arthropoda; Insecta; Coleoptera; Tenebrionidae. The record is from RefSeq and is a predicted model, not a curated record. Gene Ontology annotation, biological process: cholesterol metabolic process. Gene Ontology annotation, cellular component: endoplasmic reticulum membrane. The transcript is spliced from 3 exons. Bases 58 to 1317 code for a protein of 419 amino acids.
GAGUUAUUCAGCUAUGAGCAAACUGAAUUUUCAGCUUAUUUUAAAUUUUUUGCUACAAUGGGAAAAAAAUUUACUAUUCGAAAUUCUCUACUGACCGACAUCUUCGCCAAUUCUCGACCUUUUAGUAUCUACAAUGUGUUUAUCAUCUCCUUUACGUGUUUAUUCAUCCAAACACUAGGAAAAGAAUACGUCACAACAAGAAGAGUAACUUUCGGACUGGAUAUAAUAAGAACGGGCUUCGUCCACUUCGAUAAAGCUAUCUUCGUUUGGUUGAGUGGUUUUGGAUCAGCUUGUGCUUCAUUUUUCUUCUUUAAAUUAUGGUCAAAUCUUAGAGAGUUUGUCAAAGAAACCGCCCCGAUUUUGGACUGGUUUGGAUUAACAUGUCUGGCUGUAUAUUAUUUUUACACUUUCAAGUUACUCACUGAUGCAAUAUAUUAUUUUAACUUCAAUAUGCCUUGUACACUUUUUGUUACUUUUGAACAGGUUAGGUUUUUAAUGAAAGUACAUGCGUUCGUGCGAACCAAGACCUCGGAAGGACCCUUUGGUUUGUCUUUUUCUAAAUAUCUAUACUUCCUUUUCGCUCCUACCCUCAUCUACAGAGACGCCUAUCCUCGAACGAAAACCAUCAACUGGAAAUUUGUUAUUCAGUGCCUUCUCGAAUGCAUUGCCGGUUUUUUCACAGUGACUUUCUGCGCGAUCAACUGUCUUCCAUCUUCGGAAAGAUGGGCACAAAAGUAUACUGUAUCCGAGAUAUUGUUCGAGAUCGAGGUCGGUAUGAUAUUCACAGUAGCGGGUGUGAUAGCUACGUCCUUUCUGAUUUUACACUCGGUACAAAAUUUGUUUGCCGAGAUUCUCCAGUUCGGAGACCGUCUAUUCUACUUCGAUUGGUGGAACGAAUAUACUUUGCACGGUUGGUUGGUGAAAUGGAACAUGAUCGUGCAGGAUUGGCUGUAUUAUUACGUUUAUCGUGAUUUCAAGGAACACAUUUGUGACGAUGGUUUUCUGGCAAAAUUGACUGUGUUUUUGGUGUCUUUUGGUGUACACGAAUGGAUUACGUAUUGUUGUGUUGGUGGCUUUCUUCCGUUCAUGUUUUUUGUUUUUAUGGCUGUGGUGUUUCCUUUGUCGUUCUACGAAUUUCCUAAAAUCAUGUUUUUUAAAAUUCUUUUCCGGUGUUUCGGAAUUUUACUGGUGAGCGUCGGGAUAGUAUUUUAUACUCUCGAGUGGUAUGCUUGCUCGCAAAGCCCUUUAACAGACCCAACACUUUUAGAUUUAGUUGUUCCUAGAUUUAUAACAUGUGAUUGUGUAUUAAAAUGGUAG